AUGGGUUGCUGUGAUUCCAAGUUCCUUACCGCCGAGACUCACCCAGAGAAAGUCUCGACCCACCAACAAGCCAACAACGCAGCCCGGGCCCAGACCCACCACCCGACUGUCCCCGCCGGAUCCGACCCCGAAACAGGCGGCGCCCCGCCCUUCUCGGAAUUCUCCUUCUCCGACCUCAAAACCGCCACCAACAACUUCAGCUCCGACUACAUAGUGUCCGAGAGUGGCGAGAAAGCCCCCAACGUUGUCUACAAGGGCCGCCUCAACAACCGCCGUUGGAUCGCCGUCAAGAAGUUCACCAAGCUGGCGUGGCCCGAUCCCAAGCAGUUUGCGGAGGAAGCUUGGGGUGUGGGGAAGCUGAGGCAUAGGAGGCUUGCAAAUCUAAUUGGGUAUUGCUGUGAUGGUGAUGAGAGGCUGCUUGUUGCUGAGUACAUGCCUACUGAUACUUUAGCCAAGCAUUUGUUUCACUGGGAGAAUCAAACCAUUGAAUGGGCCAUGCGUUUAAGAGUAGCUCUUCAUAUUGCUGAAGCUUUAGAUUAUUGUAGUACUGAGGGCCGUCCAUUAUACCAUGAUUUGAAUGCUUAUAGGGUUCUCUUUGAUGAGGAUGGUGAUCCACGUCUUUCAUGUUUUGGCUUGAUGAGAAAUAGUAGGGAUGGGAAGAGUUAUAGCACAAAUCUGGCCUAUACACCACCAGAGUACUUAAGAAAUGGAAGGGUCACUCCAGAAAGUGUUAUCUACAGUUUUGGAACUGUCCUUUUAGACUUGCUAAGUGGAAAGCACAUCCCUCCAAGUCAUGCUCUUGAUAUGAUACGGGGUAAGAAUAUCAUUCUCUUGAUGGAUUCACAUUUGGAGGGAAAUUUUUCUACUGAGGAAGCGACAGUGGUUGUCAAUCUUGCCUCUCAAUGUUUGCAGUAUGAGCCCAGAGAGCGGCCUAAUAGAAAGGACCUUGUUGCGAGACUUGCUCCACUGCAGACCAAACCUGAUGUUCCAUCUUAUGUCAUGCUUGGAAUUCCGAAGCAUGAGGAAGCCCCACCAACCCCACAACGGCCCCUUUCAGCAAUGGGUGAGGCCUGCUCUCGAAUGGACCUCACAGCGAUCCAUCAGAUCUUGGUUAUGACGCACUACAGAGAUGACGAAGGAACCAAUGAGUUAUCCUUCCAAGAGUGGACUCAACAGAUGAGAGACAUGUUGGAAGCAAGGAAGCGAGGGGACUAUGCGUUUCGUGACAAAGAUUUUAAAGCUGCCAUUGACUGCUACUCCCAGUUCAUAGAUGUUGGAACUAUGGUGUCCCCCACUGUUUUUGCACGACGCAGUUUAUGCUAUCUGUUAAACGAGCAACCAGAUGCUGCCCUUCGAGAUGCAAUGCAAGCUCAAUGUGUCUAUCCAGAGUGGCCGACGGCCUUCUACAUGCAGUCAGUUGCUCUUGCCAAGCUGGACAUGCACAAGGACGCUGGUGACAUGUUAAAUGAAGCAACUACACUGGAAGAAAAGAGGCAAAGAGGUGGCAGGGGAUCAUGAUAAUCAACUUUGUAACGAGUGAUGACAUCUAUUAUUGAUCACUACCAAUUGGCAAUCGUUGUUGAGGCUACCAAAAAUUUGUAUAAAUCUGAGUUGGGAAACAAAAUUGUCUAUACAAUUGAGGAUGUAUUUAUAGAGAAACAACUUCUGUUGCCCCAUGAAUGUGUUUUGUUCCCUGUUUUUUGGGUCAUAUGCAAUAAGAAAAAGCGGCCAAACAAUGA
Rosa chinensis is the source of this 1739-nucleotide messenger RNA. Its product is annotated as serine/threonine-protein kinase BSK1. The coding region runs from base 1 to 1518 and encodes 505 amino acids. Gene Ontology annotation, biological process: brassinosteroid mediated signaling pathway; protein phosphorylation. Gene Ontology annotation, molecular function: protein kinase activity; protein binding; ATP binding. The record is from RefSeq and is a predicted model, not a curated record. The transcript has 9 exons. NCBI's taxonomy places the organism in Eukaryota, Viridiplantae, Streptophyta, Magnoliopsida, Rosales, Rosaceae.